Aricia agestis (brown argus) is the source of this 1314-nucleotide messenger RNA. It is a transcript of the gene fuss, whose product is annotated as SKI family transcriptional corepressor 2. Bases 1 to 1314 code for a protein of 437 amino acids. Gene Ontology annotation, molecular function: DNA-binding transcription factor activity, RNA polymerase II-specific; RNA polymerase II cis-regulatory region sequence-specific DNA binding; SMAD binding. Gene Ontology annotation, biological process: negative regulation of transcription by RNA polymerase II; negative regulation of BMP signaling pathway. The transcript is spliced from 9 exons. The record is from RefSeq and is a predicted model, not a curated record. Gene Ontology annotation, cellular component: nucleus; transcription regulator complex. NCBI's taxonomy places the organism in Eukaryota, Metazoa, Arthropoda, Insecta, Lepidoptera, Lycaenidae.
AUGGAGGCGACAAACCUGGCUCUGUCGCCGCGGGAGUCGCUCAAGUCGCGCUCCGAACACAAGACCAUGGAGCUGAGUAGUAAACCCAACCAAGUCGGAACAGUCCUCCUCUACGGCGUGCCCAUAGUCUCCCUCGUCAUAGAGGGCGUGGAGCGUCUCUGCCUCGCCCAGAUCUCCAACACUCUCCUCAAACAGUUCUCCUACAACGAGAUACAUAACAGGAGAGUCGCGUUGGGCAUAACCUGCGUGCAAUGUACGCCGGUGCAGCUGGAGAUACUGCGGAGAGCUGGCGCCAUGCCGGUGUCUUCGAGGCGGUGUGGUAUGAUAACUAGGCGCGAGGCUGAACGGCUCUGCAAGUCGUUUCUCGGAGACAACGCGCCACCACGUCUACCUGAUGACUUCGCGUUUGCCGUACAUCAUGAGUGCGCUUGGGGCUGCAGAGGAGCGUUCUUACCAGCCAGGUACAACUCAUCCCGAGCCAAAUGCAUCAAGUGCGCCUACUGUGGUCUGUUCUUCUCGCCCAACAAGUUCAUCUUCCACUCGCACCGGGUUGGUCCCGGAGACAAGUACGUCCAACCUGAUGCUGCCAACUUCAACUCCUGGCGACGGCAUAUGAAGCUGACUGGCAGUCCGCCAGUGGAAGUGGUCCACGCUUGGGAAGAUGUGAAAGCCAUGUUCAACGGUGGAACUCGAAAGAGGAUGCUGUCUGCUGCUAGAAGGCUACCUCUGCGCAGGCCGGAAGAGGAGAAGCGGGCUUCGCCCCCAGCUCAUACUCCAGUCCCGCGCCUGGCCGACUACGUGUGGGGCGCGCGCCUGCCACUGCCGUACGCGCUGCCGUGGCUGAAGCCGACACUGUGGUCCCCAGGUGCCCUAACAGCGCUAUCCAGUGUGGGCAGCAUGGAGGAGCCUCGUGCGUUCCGGCCUGUGCGGUCGCGGCUUGAAUCGCCCCAUAGCUCUCCCGUUACGUCACCUAGCCGAUCGCCGAACCGAUCCCGGUCGCCACUCAGUUCCCCACGGCAACGGUCCCCGGUGCCGCCGCCGUCACCAGCUCGCUCCACCAAGAGCCGGGACAGCGAUGAGAGCGUCGACAUAGAGACCACCGAGGACGACCAGGGGAAAGACGUGCGAUGUCCGUGGCCAUGCCGCGACCGCGACUGGAGCGGGCUAGUGCCGAAAGUGGAGAGAGAGGAGGAACCCUGGCGUCUCCCGGACCUGCGGCCACCGAUAUACAUGCACGACCGAGAACGCGACAGCUGUGCCGCUUGUAUAGCGCCGUUGCCACUACUACCGCCAUCUGCAUCUGCGCCUCACUAA